CAAUUUUAUCACUCAUCCCAGACAUAUCUCAACAUGACAGGUAAUGGUAAGGGCGAAGACGACGUCAGCUUGCCGAAAGCUACCGUCCUCAAGAUCAUCCAAGAAAUGCUUCCAGAGGAUAUAUCUGCAUCAAAAGAGGCCAAGGACAUUAUAUUUGACUGCUGUACUGAAUGGAUAAAGCUCAUUUCCACCCAAUCCAAUAUGGUCUGUGAAGCCUCUUCUAAAAAGACCAUAUCGCCUGAGCACGUCGUAGAAGCGCUCAAACAACUGGGGUUUGAAGACUUUGUGGCCGAGGUGGAAGAGUCGAACAAGGACUUUAAACAGGCUCAAAAGGAGCGUGUACGAUCACAGCCAGAUACCAAGGGCAUGACAGAGGAAGAACUGCUGGAACUGCAAGAACGUCUGUUUGCGUCUAGCCACGCCAGAUUUGCAGCAGGGCAGCAAUAAAAAUAAAAUGAACUUUAGAGGCAGAACAAAAGGACGAGUGGACAUGUUGUAUUUCUACUAUUGACAUUUGGCAGCAUAAUGCAUGUACGAUACCAA
Messenger RNA from Cryptococcus deneoformans JEC21, 543 nucleotides. RefSeq lists its product as hypothetical. Lineage: Eukaryota; Fungi; Basidiomycota; Tremellomycetes; Tremellales; Cryptococcaceae. Gene Ontology annotation, biological process: RNA polymerase II preinitiation complex assembly; negative regulation of transcription by RNA polymerase II; positive regulation of transcription by RNA polymerase II. Gene Ontology annotation, molecular function: general transcription initiation factor activity; TBP-class protein binding; protein heterodimerization activity. Gene Ontology annotation, cellular component: negative cofactor 2 complex. The coding region runs from base 34 to 447 and encodes 137 amino acids. The record is from RefSeq and is a predicted model, not a curated record. The transcript has 5 exons.